AUGUUCGGGAAGCGAGACAAAAUGGACGUUCGGUGCCACUCGGACGCAGAGGCUGCCCGGGUCUCGAAGAACGCGCACAAGGAGAGCCGGGAGAGCAAGGGCGCGGAGGGGAGCCUCCCUGCCGCCUUCCUCAAGGAACCGCAGGGCGCCUUCUCUGCGUCGGGCGCCGCGGAAGAUUGUAACAAAAGUAAAUCCAAUUCAACCGCGGAUCCGGAUUACUGCCGCCGGAUCCUGGUCCGAGAUGCCAAGGGGUCCAUCCGAGAGAUCAUCCUGCCCAAGGGCCUGGACCUGGAUCGGCCCAAGAGGACGCGCACUUCCUUCACCGCGGAGCAGCUCUACCGGCUGGAGAUGGAGUUCCAGCGCUGCCAGUACGUGGUGGGCCGGGAGAGAACCGAGCUCGCUCGGCAGCUCAACCUCUCAGAGACCCAGGUGAAGGUCUGGUUCCAGAACCGGCGCACGAAGCAGAAGAAGGACCAAGGCAAGGACUCGGAGCUGCGCUCGGUGGUGUCGGAGACGGCGGCCACGUGCAGCGUGCUGCGGCUGCUGGAGCAGGGCCGCCUGCUGUCGCCGCCCGGCCUGCCUGCGCUGCUGCCGCCAUGCGCCACAGGCGCAAUCGGCUCGGCGCUACGCGGGCCCAACCUGCCGGCCCUGGGCGCGGGCUCUGCCGCGGGCUCGGCAGCCGCCGCCGCCCCGGGUCCCGCAGGCGCCGCGUCCCCGCACCCGCCGGCCGUGGGAGGCGCUCCGGGCACCGGGCCCACUGGGCCAGGGGGACUGCACGCGGGCGCACCGGCCGCCGGCCACGGCCUCUUCAGCCUGCCCGUGCCCUCGCUGCUCGGAUCCGUCGCCAGCCGCCUUUCCUCCGCCCCGUUGACAAUGGCCGGUUCGCUGGCCGGGAAUUUGCAAGAACUCUCCGCCCGAUACCUGAGCUCCUCGGCCUUCGAGCCUUACUCCCGGACCAACAAUAAAGAAGGGGCCGAGAAAAAAGCGCUGGACUGAUCUUAAGUGUUUUCCUGUAUUUAUAUUUAUAGUAUCUAUCGUGAUGAUAUUUAUGGAUUCCCGCGCAUUAGGCACCCGGGGCCCCUGCGAUGGGCUCCCGGCUCCCAAGAGGCCUCUGACAGCUCUCCUUCCCCACCAGGCUCUGCUACCAAUAUUACCCCAUUGGGGCUAUUUUUUCCCCCUACCGUUCCUCUGUGUCCUCCCACACCCACCCUUCGCCCCCAACU
This is a messenger RNA of Delphinapterus leucas (beluga whale), 1223 nucleotides long. It is a transcript of the gene VAX1, whose product is annotated as ventral anterior homeobox 1. Gene Ontology annotation, molecular function: DNA-binding transcription factor activity, RNA polymerase II-specific; RNA polymerase II cis-regulatory region sequence-specific DNA binding. Gene Ontology annotation, biological process: neuron differentiation; brain development; central nervous system development. NCBI's taxonomy places the organism in Eukaryota, Metazoa, Chordata, Mammalia, Artiodactyla, Monodontidae. Gene Ontology annotation, cellular component: nucleus. The record is from RefSeq and is a predicted model, not a curated record.